Messenger RNA from Sinocyclocheilus rhinocerous, 3073 nucleotides. Its product is annotated as kinesin-like protein KIF20A. Lineage: Eukaryota; Metazoa; Chordata; Actinopteri; Cypriniformes; Cyprinidae. The record is from RefSeq and is a predicted model, not a curated record. The transcript is spliced from 19 exons. Gene Ontology annotation, cellular component: mitotic spindle; nucleus; spindle microtubule. Gene Ontology annotation, biological process: microtubule-based movement; spindle elongation; mitotic spindle assembly. Gene Ontology annotation, molecular function: ATP binding; plus-end-directed microtubule motor activity; microtubule binding.
GUAACAGUUAGUGAGCUGUUCAGGUGGACGGGUGAGUUUAGGUUUAGGUUAGUUACAGUACUAACUGUGUCCAGGUUAGAUGUUCUGAUUCUAGCUUAGCUGUAGGAGUCGCUUAUAUAACUGUAAAAUUACGGUAGGAUCCGGAGGACGUCAUAAAUCAAGUGUGUGGUCAUGGCUCUGGCGUCUCCGUGCGGGCUCCUGUCUGAUGAGGACGAGUGCGGGGCUGUUUUUGAGUCCACAGCUGCUGAUAUUGGAGCUGUGGUGAGAUCUCAGCGCUUUGUGUCUGUUCUGCCGGAGAUCUCAGUCAUCAGCCCUGCUGCAGACCCCCGUACACCCACUCAAGAGAUCACGACUGAUGUCAGUAGAAGAGGCAGUGCUGAUGACGGCUCAGAGAAGCUGAAGGUUUUCCUGCGGAUCCGUCCUCUUACUGAAGCCGAGCAAGAGCGGGGAGAGGAGCAGGGUUGUGUAAAUGUGCAGUCUGAGGAUAAUCUGCUUCUCCGAGCGCCCAAAGACUCCCACAACAACAAGAGUGCCGAGAGAGGCGUCGCUCAAAGCCUGCACAAGUUCACCUUCACAAAGAUUUUUGGAGCGCAGAGCUCUCAGCAGGAGGUCUACGAUCACACCAUACGGGAGAUGGUGCGAGACGUUCUGCGUGGAGAAAACCGGCUCCUCUACACUUACGGCGUGACCAACUCGGGCAAAACCUACACCAUACAGGGUGCGGGUGGAGAGGCGGGUCUGCUGCCGCGAGCGUUAGUCUCUGUGUUCCUGAGUGUUUCUGUAAAGGCAUUAACAAUAAUACUAAUGAAUCCUUUGUUGUCCCUCAGGAGUGUGAGGUUUUCCUGGGCCGACUCUAAUGGUCUUUGUUUUGUUCAGGUGGAAAGCACAGGUGGAGCUCAGUCCAGGCUGCGAGCGGGUUUGUCCUGGGACAGUGGCAUCAGCGGACUCUCAGCAGCCAGUCACAUCGCAACACAGCUGGAGGACUCAGAUGGCAUGUGUUUGGAGGCGAAUGGUCUGUGUCUCAGCGGUGGAGAGGAUCUUGAGGAGGGUGUGCAGUUCUCAGUCUGGGUCUCGUUUUAUGAGAUCUACAACGAGUUUCUUUACGAUCUCCUGGACGCUCCACCUUCACUUCAGUCCCACAAGAGAGCCACGCUACGCCUCAGCGACGACAAACAUGGAAACCCUUACGUAAAGGAUCUGACCUGGAUUCAGGUACGAAGUGCAGAAGAGGCCUGGAAAGUGCUUAAAGCUGGACAACGCAAUCAAAGCUUUGCCAGCACUCACCUAAACCACAACUCCAGCCGCAGCCAUAGUAUCUUUACUAUCCGUGUUCUACAUGUCAAGCCACAAGCAGAGCUGGGACAGGUGACCAGAAUCAGCGAGCUCUCUGUGUGUGAUUUGGCGGGGUCUGAGCGCUGUAAAGCCCAGCAGAACGGCGAGAGAAUGAAAGAGGCGAACAACAUCAACACCUCUCUGCUGACGCUGGGGCGCUGCAUCACUGCUCUGAGACACAACCAGACCAAUAAGUCUCGGCCUCCGCUGGUCGUUCCGUUCAGAGACAGCAAGUUAACCAGGGUCCUGCAGAGCUUCUUCUGUGGUCACGGCCGCUCCUGCAUGCUGGUCAACAUUAACCCCUGCGCCUCCACCUACGACGAGACGCUGCAAGCGCUCAAGUUCUCUGCCAUCGCCACACAGCUGGUGCACGGGCCGUGCAGUAAGACGCGGGUGGCUUAUAUUCUGUCGCUGCUUCGUGAGCCGCCAGCGCAUCUCAACAACACCACUCUACUGGAGGAGGAGGAGAGCGACGAGGAAGGAGACAUCACCAUGUUUGACCCUGAAGCGCUGCUGAAGGCCAUCGAUGUUCUGAAGCGUGAAGUGCUGCGUCAGCGGCAGGAGAAAGAGGAGCUGGAGGCCACGGUUCGAGAGCAGGUCUGAGCUGAGAUGAUGGAGGUCAUCAGCCGCAUGCAGGAGGACUUCAGCGAGACGCUGGAAACCGAGAGGGGUCUGAUGGAGAAGAGAUGUGAGAACAAACUCAACAACUUGAAGAGCAGCCUGAAGAAAUAUUACAGCCAGGAGCUAGAGGAGCGAGACGAAGAGAUCCGAGAGCUUGCUGCAGCUCUGAAGGAGAACGAAGAGGGUCACAUCGCCCCAGCUCCCAUUUUCCCGCCUCUGAGUGACGUCAGCGGUCCACGGCGCUCGCGGCGCUUGGCUUCCACACACAAACGAGACGCGGAUCACGAGAGCGUGGAGCUGACGCAGUGUAAAGCCGAGCUGGAGCAGUGCAAAGCUGAGCUGGACCUCAAACACACAGAACUGCGCCUGAAAACUCUGGAACUGAAGCGUCUCCAGGAGAACCUGCCAGUGACGGGCACCACAGGAACCCUGACAACUACAGCCGAGCGCAAACUGCAGGAGGGCCAGCGGAACCUGAAGCAGCUGCGGAUGGAGCUCCAGAUGCUGGGCGUGAAGCUGCAGUCUGGAGAACGAGCGUGCUGCCGCAACACCGACGGAGAGAGGCUCCGAAACGCACUCUCCUCCGCAGACGGCAAACUCGCCAAACAGGACCAGAUGCUGGUGGAGCUGCACACUAGCCUGCAGCUGGUCAGAGCAGACCUGCGCAAGAAAGACGAGCUGCUAGCACAGCUACAGCGCAGCCAGCCUCCUCCAGCGUCCGGCUCCUGCAAGAAGAGGGGCUGUGGCGUGGCUUACGUGGAGAACCAGCCUCCUGAGAAGCGCCCCUUCUUCCGCUCGCUCUUCCCCUCGCGACAGAGGCCUGAGGCGGGCACACCGUACACCCGAGUGUUGCGCUCGCGCCAGCCGUCCCCUCCGUCCACUCCCAUACAGCGCCGAGUCAAAUAUUAGGAGCUCAGCAGUGGACACAGACAAGAGCUUUUAUAUUUCUGUCUUUAAUAUAAUCAGGUGGCCGCUUGACACAUGAAUGGGGCCUUAUUUUGAUAGGAAUUUUCCCUUUUUUUUUUUUUUUCAUUGUGUUCAAGGGUUUGUAUUAUGAAACUGUCAUUGGGAGAGCAUUUUAAAUGUUAACAAGGCUAUUACACAUUAUUUUCCCUACAUG